AUGGCUUCGGUCUUGCGGAAGGUUCUUCCAGGUUACAAUGUCGGUUCACUUGAUUCGGUCCGGUCCGAGCUUGAGUGUUCUCCGGCCCAAGAAUCGGGCGAAAUAAUAGCCGAAGGAUCAUCAAGCAAGAAAGUUCGGAAUCAAGAUGUGAUUUUGAAUAUAACACCCAUCGAUCCAAUAGUCGAGGGACCCCCCACGGAUGAUAACGUUAUCAUGAUAAACACCCCCAAGAGAGUAAAUUUUUCUCCACUGCCCAGCCCAAACCGGAUAAGAAUCAGCGGUUCUCCGGGCCCUUCCACUUCCCGAGGAAUAUCAGCCGUGAAGCAUUUGAUUCCUAAACUGAGUUUCAAAUUCCGUAACACAAAUGCUGAGAUUGAAAAGGCUGCCAUGCUGGCACUCGGGGUUUCCCCCGAAGCACAAGGGAAGAGUUCAGUUGUUAGGACAUUUUCACUCUCAAAGAUUUUCGCGCCAAAAAUGAAAAGGACAUCUUCUUUGCCUGCUACGCCAAUUUUGCACUCGAAUCCCGAGUCGGCUCAUGGAGGGAUUAUUUCGAGCACUUCAUCUAAAAGUGGGCCAAAGCUAUCCAUACACCGUUCGCAUUCAGUUCCAGAGUUCAAUAAAGAUGAGAGUGUGAAGCAAGUCGACUAUUUAGGCAGUAUAUACCGCAUAAUUCCUUCUACUCCUAAAUCAACCGACCAAAAUAUGGCCACAUCAAUCCCCAAUGCAAUAACCGAUACAGAUGAGAACAAUAAUUUUUCGGAAGAUAUACCUCAAGAGGAAGCUGUUUGUAGAAUUUGUUUAGUCGAGCUGAGUGAGGGCUCGGAUACUCUAAAAAUGGAAUGCAGCUGUAAAGGUGAACUUGCACUGGCCCAUCAAGAGUGUGCCGUUAAGUGGUUCAGCAUAAAAGGGAACAAAACUUGCGAUGUAUGCAAGCAAGAGGUUAAGAAUUUGCCUGUCACGCUUUUACGGGUAGUCCAAAAUGGCGAAAAUCGAGGAAAUGUAGUAAAUCCGGCCGAAAUAGGACGAUACAGGGUUUGGCAAGAUGUUCCUAUUCUAGUGAUCGUUAGCAUGCUUGCAUAUUUUUGCUUUUUGGAGCAACUAUUGGUCUCUAAACUCGGAUCAAGUGCAAUCGCAAUAUCUUUGCCCUUUUCAUGUAUUUUGGGUCUCCUUGCGUCUAUGACGUCUACUACUAUGGUAAGGAAGAGAUUUGCCUGGGUAUAUGCUACUAUUCAGUUCGUCCUGGUGGUUGUUUUUGCCCAUAUAUUUUACUCACUGCUUCAUGUGCAAGCUGUUCUAUCAGUUCUGCUGGCUACUUUUGCUGGUUUUGGGGGUGCUAUGUGUGGAACUUCAACGAUUUUCGAGAUCCUCAAGUGGGUGAGAACACAGAACCUUCCGCCACCUUCCGGAAACGAUUCUUCUCGGCCCAACCAAGAUUUAGAGGCCGGCAAUGUGGGCCCAAUGGAUACACAGCCCAAUGAAAGCGAAUCACGGGCCCAAGGUAGUAGAAAUGGCAGCUGA
Messenger RNA from Striga hermonthica, 1518 nucleotides. NCBI's taxonomy places the organism in Eukaryota, Viridiplantae, Streptophyta, Magnoliopsida, Lamiales, Orobanchaceae. The record is from the annotation of a GenBank genome assembly.